CAACAUACACCGACGAAUCAAAUCAACAAUGACGUAACGCUCGACCAACUCGCAUUCAGUUCGACCGUCGUGGGGGAACUCGAAAAUGAAAACAUACGGUUUCUGUAUUUGUUGCAGUAGGCUGUGAAAGCCCCUUCCGCAAUAUAGACGAUUGUUUAUACCGUUAAGCUCGCUUUGUAUUCUCGCGGAUUUUUACGCAACUUCGAAUCGCGUAAAAAUGGCACGAAAGAGGUGAAAAAUUCCCUUUUAUUUGUAUAAGUGGCGAGUGAGAGAAUGAUUUAUAACGGAAAAAUAUUUUACGGCGAUGCCAAAGCCGCCUGCGUAGGAAUUUUAGUGUAAAAAUGAGAUUUUAAAUGUGUUUGUUGUUGUAUUUAUACAUUAGGUAAUUCAUUUAAUAAAAUGGAAGUAGUAACUGGCAAUAAAUUAAUUAAAAACAGAAAAAUUCACUUCACUCGAAGCUCGAAAACUAAAAGUUUAAAUAGAAAUCAUAGUAUUAAUAACAAAAAUAACCGAAUAUCCAGGUCUAACUCGCUUAGAAGUUCUUUUAAACAUAACAAUAAAAAUGGCACUAAAAAUAUUGAGGAACUUAACAACUAUAUAAACAAUAACAGGAGAGACGGGCAGAAUCAGGAGGAAGUCUGUUUUGGCGAAUUCACCAGAGAGGUGUAUAAUGCCAUCUGCGUACGUUUAGGCGAUACUCUACACAUUCCGGAAGAUUCUGUACAGGCUUUGUUUAAUGAUAUGAAACUAUUUCCGUCCAAAUCACAAGUGACAAAAAUGAUCCAGUGUGCGAGGCAGUGCAGUAGGAGAAAUGGUGCUGCAGACUACAUCACUUUUGGAGAAUUUUGUGUUUUCGUCAAGGAAAUGCAAAACCAACCUCCCAAACAGCAAAGAAGGUCCACACCUCCAAAAAUUAAUAAUACAAAAUGUCUAAAUAGUAAAUGUGAUGUUUUCCUUGGAGGAUCCUGUAACCCAACAACAUGGAGAGCAGAUACAGCAAUUCCAGAGUUACAAAAAAAUGGCAUCUCUUUUUAUAAUCCUCAAGUGUCAAUGUGGGCUCCUGAACUCGUGGCACAAGAGUAUGAUGCAAAGCAGGCAGCUUCAGUGUUACUUUUUGUGAUAGAUAGCCAAACUAGAAGUACAGUGGGGAUGAUAGAAGUUGCCUACCUUAUAGCUUCUGGAAGGUGUGUUGUAGUAGUUGCGCAGCCUUAUGAAAAGGCACAGACCAUAAUGGGUGAAGUUAUAACAGAUAGGGAAUAUAGAGAUUUAGUAAACGCACAAAGAAUUUUAUUGGAUCUGGUUAAAAGUAAGGGGGUAAAAGUCCACAAAAACCUCACUACUGCUCUGCAGUGCACUGCAAAUAUCUUAAGAAAUUCUUCUACGAAUGGUACCAGCGCAGAGGAACAAAUUACAAGUAAACUUAGGAAACUAAGGGAUAUAUAUGACUCCUAUGGAGGCGGGAUGAAACCAGCAAAUGUUUUGGAAGCUUUCAAAAAGUUAACCAACCGUUCCCUAGAAAUGAACCAAGUAUACAAUUAUCUAAACUCCACAAGCAAUUAUAAUAAUUCCACUGUUAGUUUCGAGAAGUUUUGUGCCUUAAUGGCGGAAUUUUCAACCACGGACAACUGCGAGAUGUGUACUACAGAUGUUUGGGCGACACAGUCUUUCCAGAGGCAAUGUUCUACAAAUAACAAUACUUGCAGUCUCAACAAUACGCACGUCAGUUGUUUAAUGGAAGCACCUCCGGAGGAAAUAAACGACGAUAGUGUGCCUAGCAGUGAUAUAUUUUUAGGAGGAUCCGCGUCGUCGUUACAUAAAUGGAGAAGCGAGAUAGCGAUACCUUUAAUCAAAGAACACGGAUUGAAAUACUAUAAUCCUGCGUUGAGGGAAGGAGAAUGCUACACGUAUAAUGGCUGUGAUGAAGAUAAGUAUAUCCGAAGCAAUUCCUCAGAUGUUCUAGAUUGGAAGAAGGGGCUAGACAAGAGUAAAGUACUACUAAUUGUGAUCACGAACGACACUCGAUCAAUGACCAGCAUCAUUUUGGCAGCUUUCUAUUUGGGCCUUAAUAAAGAUAUGGUCUUGUGCAUCCAAAAUCUUCCAGAUGAUUGUAUGAUUGGCAACGAAACGUUAACGAAAAAUGCCGUCAAAGAUUACAACAGGGCGAGAGUGUAUCUGUCGGACUUAGCGAACAGGAAACAAGUGCCGGUAUUCGACAACAUCACGAAAGCCGUCGAGUGCGCGAUAGAAAAGUGCAAGAGCAGGUAGAACUCAGUUGGGAAAACGGACCCGAAUCGAAAAUUUCGCGGUUGUUUCUCAAUCUAUCGUUUUCUCUCUGAAAAAUUAGUUAUCCUUUGAAGGCUGCUCUCUGUUGGGGAAAUGUACCGAUUGAAAUUACGCUUCAUCACGUUGUUAGGUCAGUUUUUUCAAAUUACCUACGUAAAAAAUUGUCCGAUGUAUAAUUUACCUAUAGUAAAAAGAACUGUGAUAAUUAAUAUUAAUAUUUACUUUAAAUUUUAAAUAAUAAAACUCAUUUUCAAUGCAACUCUUUAUAUAAAUUUCUAGAGAAGCAUGAGUAAGUAUCACGCUCAACAGAAAUUACUGAGAUAACGACUAACAUUAUUAAAAACUCUUCUAACAGAAACAAGCAAGUCACUAACAGCCUCAAAUCCAAAUUUGUUGAAAAAUUACAGGAAAAUUUUCAAGUUGCUUUCAAGUGCAAAUGUUUGCACUAUUUUAAUGUAUGGUUUAUUUAUCAUGUGUAGCAAGAAAAAGAGCGACCAUUGAUGUAUAAAUGCAAUGGACAGCCGGAGUGUGACGUCAGGGCGGUCAUAUUGUUGUUAUUACUUUCCAAACAAAAGUUGAAAUGCCCAAUCUCAAGACUUUUUAAUUUCUAUAAAGUUAACAUUUUGCUUCCUCUGCUGCUUUUUCUUUUAAGUAUAGUGUUUUUUACGAUAAUACCAUCAUAUCAUAAUUCAGUAUUCUAUUUUUAUGAAAUAUAGUUUAAAAUUUUAAAUUAAAGAAAUUCCAACCUUACUUUAUUGAUACAUGCAUUUUAUUGAUAUUUUUAUAAAACAACAUGUUUUAUUAUUUACACAACCUUGUAAAAUUGUUGUAGUAACUAUUAGAAUACUUAGAUAUUCCACAAAGUGGAAAAAUUAUGU
This is a messenger RNA of Diabrotica balteata, 3161 nucleotides long. NCBI's taxonomy places the organism in Eukaryota, Metazoa, Arthropoda, Insecta, Coleoptera, Chrysomelidae. The record is from the annotation of a GenBank genome assembly.